Venustampulla echinocandica is the source of this 3870-nucleotide messenger RNA. Its product is annotated as Myosin-1. Gene Ontology annotation, biological process: endocytosis; actin filament organization; vesicle transport along actin filament. Gene Ontology annotation, molecular function: ATP binding; microfilament motor activity; actin filament binding. Bases 1 to 3870 code for a protein of 1289 amino acids. The transcript has 7 exons. Gene Ontology annotation, cellular component: plasma membrane; vesicle; actin cytoskeleton. NCBI's taxonomy places the organism in Eukaryota, Fungi, Ascomycota, Leotiomycetes, Helotiales, Pleuroascaceae. The record is from RefSeq and is a predicted model, not a curated record.
AUGAAUAGCAGGAAACCGAGACAAGAGAUAUACUAUAUCCAACAUUGGCAAGGUGUUCUGUAUAGACAACUAGAAUGGAAGAGAUCUGGAUGGUUCAUUCGACCAAUCAGAGUUAGCGAAGCGCUUCUCUUCGAGGACUGCCGCGAGGAAGAACCGGCGAAGAUAAACGCAGUGGUGGCGGAAAUUGAAUACGGCAUCAGUCGACGCCCAAAGGGGGACAAAGGGGCCAACAAGGCGCAAGAUGGAGGUCGGGGCGGCGGGGGCAGUAAGCCAAACAUCAAGAAGGCACAGUUCGAUACAACGAAGAAGAAGGAAAUCGGAGUGUCAGAUCUUACUUUGAUCAGUAAGGUCACCCCCGACGCCAUAAACGACAACUUGAAGAAGCGCUUUGAGGCGGGGGAAAUAUAUACAUACAUUGGACAUGUGCUGGUUUCUGUCAAUCCAUUCCGGGACUUGGGAAUCUAUACACAGCAAGUCCUGGACAGUUAUAAGGGCAAAAAUAGGUUAGAGAUGCCACCUCAUGUGUUCGCGGUCGCAGAAGCUUCCUAUUAUAACAUGAAUGCUUAUAAAGAGAACCAAUGUGUCAUUAUUUCCGGAGAAUCGGGGGCGGGGAAAACCGAGGCUGCCAAACAGCUCAUGCAAUACAUCGCCAAUGUUUCUGGAGGCAGUAAUUCCUCAAUUCAGAAGAUCAAAGACAUGGUUCUUGCGACCAACCCUUUGCUGGAAUCUUUCGGGAACGCGAAAACCCUCCGAAACAACAACUCGUCCCGUUUUGGGAAAUACCUCCAGUUGCAAUUCAACGCGCAAGGAGAGCCGGUCGGAGCAGACAUCACAAACUACCUGCUAGAAAAGUCUAGAGUGGUUGGGCAGAUCGCAAACGAGCGGAAUUUCCACAUUUUCUAUCAAUUUACGAAGGGUGCUUCCCAGACCUACAGGCAGAACUUCGGAAUACAGACACCAGAGACCUACCUGUACACAAGCCGAUCGAAGUGCUUGGAUGUGGAUGGGAUCGACGAUCUUGCGGAAUACGAAGACACUCUUAACGCUAUGAGGGUCAUUGGGUUGUCGCAAGCUGAACAAGAUGAGAUAUUUAGGAUGUUGGCUGCCAUAUUGUGGACUGGCAAUAUUCAAUUUGUGGAGGAUAAAGAUGGAUAUGCUGCAGUCUCAGAUCAAUCGGUCGUCGAUUUCUUGGCUUACCUCCUUGAGGUCGAACCUCAACAGAUUGUUCAAGCUAUUACUAUCCGAGUCCUCACCCCUCGAAAUGGCGAAGUCAUAGAGUCUCCAGCGAAUCCCUCACAAGCUUUGGCUACGCGAGACGCACUGGCAAAAUCAAUCUAUAACAACCUCUUCGAUUGGAUUGUUGAGCGGGUAAAUGUCGCAUUGAAGGCUCGCGGGACAACAGCCCACUCCAUUGGCAUUCUGGAUAUCUACGGAUUCGAGAUCUUUGAGAAGAACAGCUUUGAGCAGCUGUGCAUCAAUUAUGUCAAUGAGAAGUUGCAGCAAAUCUUCAUUCAACUUACAUUGAAGACGGAGCAGGAGGAGUACGCCAGGGAACAGAUCCAGUGGACGCCUAUCAAGUACUUCGACAACAAGAUUGUGUGUGACUUGAUCGAAGCCACUCGACCUCCCGGUGUGUUCUCAGCAAUGAAAGAUGCUACGAAGACUGCGCAUGCAGAUCCUGCUGCAUGUGAUCGAACCUUCAUGACGGCCAUCAAUGGGAUGUCGAAUCCCCAUUUGACUCCACGACAGGGCAACUUCAUCAUCAAGCACUAUGCUGGUGAUGUCGCUUAUACUGUGGAUGGAAUUACGGACAAGAACAAAGAUCAACUGCUCAAAGGUUUGCUUAACCUCUUUAGCCAGAGCGGCAACCAGUUCCUCCAUUCCUUGUUUCCCCACCAGGUCGACCAAGAUAACAGGAAGCAACCCCCAUCUGCCGGAGACAAAAUCAAAGCUUCCGCAAAUGAUUUAGUGGCGACCUUAAUGAAAGCCCAACCGUCUUAUAUCCGUACGAUCAAGCCGAACGAAAACAAAUCACCCUCCGAAUAUAACGUUCCGAACGUCAUGCAUCAGAUCAAGUAUCUCGGUCUACAAGAGAACGUUCGGAUUAGGCGUGCUGGCUUUGCGUAUCGCCAAACGUUCGAUAAGUUUGUGGAGCGAUUUUAUCUUCUAUCCCCCCAAACAUCCUAUGCUGGCGACUAUACAUGGACGGGAGACUCAAAGUCCGGGGCGAAGCAAAUCUUAAAGGAUACCAGUAUCCCCCUAGAAGAAUUCCAAAUGGGUGUGACGAAAGCAUUCAUCAAAGCUCCCGAGACCUUGUUUGCGCUGGAGCAUAUGCGAGAUCGAUAUUGGCAUAAUAUGGCCAUUCGCAUUCAGCGAGUCUGGCGAGCAUUUUUACGUAUUCGUAUCGAGGCGGCCACUCGCAUCCAGAGAGUAUGGCGGAAAAAGAGAGUUGGUGCCGAAUUUCUCGCACUCCGAGACAAAGGUCAUAGAGUUCUUCAAGGCCGGAAAGAGAGAAGAAGAUUCAGUCUUCUUGGCUCGCGGCGAUUCAUGGGCGAUUAUCUCGGUGUCAAUGCUACCAGUGGCCCUGGGGCUAGAAUUCGCAAUUCAGUUAACCUCCCAGCCAAUGAGCAGGUGAUAUUCUCUUGUCGUGGCGAGGUCCUGGAGACCAAAUUCGGACGCUCAAGUAAACCAAGUCCCAGAAUCCUGUUGUUAACUCGGAGCAAGUUCUACGUUAUCAGUCAACAUCUUGUGAAUAAGCAAGUCCAGGUCGGCAUUGAACGGGCUAUUCCACUGGGUGCCAUCAAAUUCGUCAGCACAUCAACUUGUCAUGACGAUUGGUUCUCUUUGGGUGUAGGGUCCCCCCAAGAACCAGAUCCGCUACUGACCUGUGUUUUUAAAACCGAGCUCUUUACACAUCUACAAUCCGCCAUGCCUGGUGGUGGAUUUAGUUUGAGGAUCGCAGACUCGAUUGAAUAUGCCAGGAAACCCAACAAAAUGCAGAUAGUCAAGGUGAUGAAGGAUUCGACUGUACGAGAGGAUUUCUAUAAGAGUGGAGCAAUACAUACAACCCAAGGGGAGCCACCAAACUCAGUGUCCCGCCCAAUGCCCAAGGGCAAGCCAAUACCUGCGAAACCGUUCACUAAAGGCCGACUUAUCAAACCCGGCGGGCCGGGUGGCCGUCCUUCCAAACUGAGCAGCACGACUAGAAAUACCAAACCGGUUUCUCAGUCGCAUGCGCUUGCAGCUCCCACAACGCGAACUGUGUCCCAUCCAAUUGCAGCAGCUAUUCCGAGCCAUACUAGAAAUACUCCCUCAUCUUCUUCUGGCCGAUCUGUACCUCCUCCUCCACCGCCAGCUCCGCCAGCCGCACCACCGCGGGAACCACAAUAUCGCGUCCUGUACGACUUCAACGGGCAAAGUUCGAAUGAGGUCACCUUGAAAAAGGAUGAUCUUAUCACAAUCAUCCAGAAGGAGAACAAUGGUUGGUGGCUGGCGAAAACAGCAUCCGGACAAGGCUGGGCACCCUCAGCAUACCUUCAGGAAGAAGCGCCGCCGCCACCCCCACCCGUCGCUCCCGCCGCCAGACCCAUGCCUCCACCGCCUCCCAUGGCUAAAACAAACGGUACAAAUGGCUCGGCAGCGAUCCGGUCAAAGCCUACACCCCCUACUCCUCCUGCGAAGAGACCAGCUGCGGGUCGAAAACCGGCGCCACCUCCAGCGCCACGUGAUUCGGGCAUGAGCUUGAAUGGAAAUGGCACCGAUAGUGGGCGUAGUACGCCUACGCCGAGCUUGGCUGGAGGAUUAGCGGAAGCCUUGAGGGCUAGACAGAGCGCUAUGCAGAAGGGGAGGGAUGACGAGGAUGAUUGGUAG